UCAAGUUUCACGAUCGUAAUGUUCGUUUUCUGGUGUAAUUUUGCGUUUUUGAGUUGGGUGGCCAUGAAUUGUGCCAUGAAUUACAACGGUGCAUCCAUUAGGGAGGUGGCCGACGACGUGUUGGUGCAAGGCGAAGGGCCGUUUUGGGAUUCUGAGAACAACGUCUUAUAUUUCGUUGAUAUUUCUCAACACCGCGUUUACAGAUUUUUCCGAACCAAUUUGGAUCACGUCCAGCUAGAUGAAGAAGUCAGUUUUGUGAUCCCUGUUGCUGGACAACAAGGUUUAUUCGUUACCGGGCUAGGCACCACAUUGGCUAGUCUCCGAUGGAACCUCCUCGAAAAUACCCACAAAGUCAUUGCUCUGGCUAUCGUUGACCAAGAAAAAAUCGGAAAUCGGUGGAACGAUGCCAAGGCGGACGUAAAUGGUUAUUUGUGGGCCGGUACGACGGGAUUCAAGGACGCCAAAGGUCAUGUACCACCAGGUCGCGCAACUUUGUACAGGUUGAACGAUACCGAAUGUUUCCAAAAUCUCGAUCCCGUGCUUCCAGGUAUUACCAUUUCUAACGGGAUAGCGUGGAACAACGAUAGCACGCGGAUGUACUACAUCGAUUCUCCGACCAGACAAAUAGCACUUUUUGACUACGAUUCCGCUACAGCGACCAUUUCGAACCGCAGAACGUUCUACGACUUUAAGAAGGAUAACAUACCUGGCGUCCCUGACGGAAUGACGAUUGACGCAAACGGCAAUCUUUGGAUCGCCAAUUAUAACGGUUCUCAGGUAUUGCACGUGGGUGGCACCAGUGCAAAGUUGCUCGGCAAGCUGAAUAUACCUGCAAAAAUAGUUUCAUCAGUCACGUUCGGUGGUCCUCGGUUGGACAAGUUGUACGUGACGACAAUUAGUCUAGGUGUGACGCCAGAAGAAUUAAGCGAAUAUCCUAUGACCGGAAAGGUGUUAGAAGUGUCUGGUCUUGGUGUUCAUGGUACAAAAAAUCGUCGAGUUCGUGAAAAAUGUUUUCGACUUUUAUAAAAGUUUAUUGGUGGUUUUAGCUAAGUAAUAUAAUAAUCAAGUGUCUAUGGUAGUAUGGUGGAUGUAUAGUAUGAUGUACACGCUAUUACAAUUAAUGAAGUAACUAUAUCAAUUACCUAUGUAGGUACUAAUAAUUGUCUUAAUUAUUAUAAGCUAACUUUUUUUUGAAUUUCAAUCCU
Messenger RNA from Diuraphis noxia (Russian wheat aphid), 1205 nucleotides. Its product is annotated as regucalcin-like. Gene Ontology annotation, molecular function: calcium ion binding; gluconolactonase activity. Lineage: Eukaryota; Metazoa; Arthropoda; Insecta; Hemiptera; Aphididae. Gene Ontology annotation, biological process: L-ascorbic acid biosynthetic process. The record is from RefSeq and is a predicted model, not a curated record.